GUAUCCGACUCUAUCCAAUCCAACGUUCUCCAAAUGGCGUGAGUUGUUUUGAAACGUUGUGUGAUAUUCCGCCGCCCGUAACAAAUAUCAACAAUAUCUCGUUCAGCUCAAUUCGAGCAUAUCAGUAUGAAUUGCUUGAAUCGCUACACUUUAACUUAGGUAGAACCCCGCAAAGACGCAGAAAAAUGUCGGUGGUCAUCGAGACGACGCUGGGAGACAUGACCGUGGACCUCUACAUCGCGGAACGCCCGCGAACUUGUCUCAACUUCUUGAAGCUCUGCAAGCUCAAAUACUACAACCUCUGCCUCUUCCACCGCGUGGAACAGAACUUCAUUGCGCAGACGGGAGAUCCCACGGGCUCGGGCCGCGGUGGCGAGUCCCUGUUCGCCAAACUGUACGGCGAACAGGCGCGCUACUUCGAAGCCGAGAGGAAACCGCGCUUGAAACACCUCAAACUGGGCACCCUGUCCAUGGUAAGCAGCGAAGACGGCCUCCACGGUUCACAGUUCAUCCUCACGCUGGGCGAAAAUGUAGACUCCCUAGACGGCCGCCACAGCGUCUUCGGUUGCGUGAGCGAGGGAGCCGAAACGCUGACUCGGAUCAACUCCGCGCUAUGCGACGGGGACGCGAGGCCUUACCAGGACAUCCGCAUCACCCACACGGUCGUGCUGCACGACCCGUUCGACGACCCGCCGGGGCUCGAAGUCCCCGGAGCGUCACCAGAACCGACGCUUGAGAUGCUGCGUAGCGAUCGUAUCGGGGCGCACGAAGCCCUAGACGACACCCAAGGCCGGACCAUGGAGGAGAUCGAGGAAGAGAUCAGAAAUAAGGAGGCCAAAGCUCGUGCGACCGUCCUUGAGAUGAUCGGCGACCUCCCGGAUGUAGACGCUGCGCCGCCCGAGAACGUGCUGUUCGUCUGCAAGCUGAACCCGGUCACGACAGACGAGGACCUCGAGAUCAUCUUCAGCCGGUUUGGCCCGAUCAAGAGCUGCGAGGUGAUCCGGGACCGUAAGACCGGUGACUCACUGCAGUACGCCUUCGUGGAGUUCACCUGCCGCGAGCACUGCGAGAGCGCCUACUUCAAGAUGGACAACGUGCUCAUAGACGACCGUCGGAUCCACGUCGACUUCAGCCAGUCCGUAGCCAAGCUGAGGUGGAAGGGCAAGGGCCGUGGCGUGGAGCAUGUCGACAAGGAGCAGCGGCCGGCCAAGGGUGCCCGCUAUCAGGUCAAGGAGACAGGUCGGCGUGGUGACGGCGAGUUUGAGAUGGUGUGGAGCGACGAUGAAAGCGACAGCAAGGCGGAUCGUAGGGACAAGAGGUCUGAUCAUCGGGACAGAGGCUCUAAAAGGGUGUCAAACAGUCCUGGUCGGGGCCACGGCGAUGGCAAGCACCGACGGACAGAGUGCGAUACGAGGCACGAGGAAGAUUCUCGAAAUCGCCAUAAAGACAAUUCUAGGAGUCACCACGAGGACCGUUCAAGAGGUCAUCAUGAUGACCGUUCCAGAAGUCGAAAAGAGGAUUAUUCAAAAAACCGCCACGAGGACCACUCUAGGAGUCAGCGUGGGAGCGACUCCAAGAGCCGAUCUGAGGGUCAUUCUGGAAGCCGCCCCGACAAGAGCCAUCAUAGAAGUCGCCAUUAAACCGUUUAUCUGUUUCAUUUCACCAA
Ixodes scapularis (black-legged tick) is the source of this 1666-nucleotide messenger RNA. RefSeq names its product peptidyl-prolyl cis-trans isomerase sig-7. NCBI's taxonomy places the organism in Eukaryota, Metazoa, Arthropoda, Arachnida, Ixodida, Ixodidae. The record is from RefSeq and is a predicted model, not a curated record. Gene Ontology annotation, cellular component: nucleus. Gene Ontology annotation, molecular function: RNA binding; peptidyl-prolyl cis-trans isomerase activity. The transcript has a single exon. Bases 186 to 1640 code for a protein of 484 amino acids. Gene Ontology annotation, biological process: protein peptidyl-prolyl isomerization.